This is a messenger RNA of Closterium sp. NIES-65, 9798 nucleotides long. The record is from the annotation of a GenBank genome assembly. Lineage: Eukaryota; Viridiplantae; Streptophyta; Zygnematophyceae; Desmidiales; Closteriaceae.
AUGGAGGCGUCAGAGCGACGCCCCCUCGUGGCUCGCGCAGUCAGGUCCAGCGACCACACGAGCGCAGAUUCAUCGUCGCACCGCUCUUCGCAGCGCUCUUCGCACAGCCAUCGCAGUCACGACCUCCAUCCGUUGACGAGCAUCGUCGUAUUCUGCGGCUAUGGCGUCGCACUCCUCCUCGCAUUCAACGUCAUGCGAUUGGGGCCUGCGUUGCCCUCGUCGCAUCCCGUCGCAGCGUGCGACGCCUCGCGUGGUGACACGUGCGACUGGGCGACCCACGCGACCCACCAGCUGCUGCACCGCCCGUGGAGCCCUCCCGUGGCGGCGCUGGCCGUGCUGGGGUUCGCGCUGCUCUUGCUCCGCGCGCUUUCUGGGCAGGCGGCGCGAGUGCGCGCUCUGGAGAUGCGUUUGCGAGGGGCGAAGGGGGAACAGGCGGUUGAACAGGAGCGGGUGAGCAAGGGGGAAGAGGAGGAGAAUAUGGUGGAGAAGAAAGGGUGGAUAGGAAAAGAGAUUGACGGAGGGGAGGAGAGUGCGAGAGCGAGAGGUGCGGAUGCAGGCACGGCGGUUGGCGCAUUGGUCUCACGCGAUGGGGACAUGGCUACGCGAGCUGCUGUCGACCUGCUGGUCCACGGGAUAGCCGCGCCCAUGAGAGGCGCGCUGGGCAUGCUGCGCCUGCUGGCGGCGACCGUGCGCGACCCCAUGCACCUCGACCUCAUCCACUCGCUCCACGCCUUCGCCGCGCACCUCACCCGCCUCGCCGCCGCCGCCAGCACCACGUGGCGCGCGCAGGCCGGCCCGCUGCCCGUGGUGACGUCAGCGGUGGACGUGCGGGGGGUGGCGGACGAGGUGGUGGCGGCGGUGGGCGGGGAGGCGCGCGAGAAGGGGGUGGAGCUGGCGUGCCUGGUCAUGGACGACGUGCCCCCGCUGCUGCUCUCCGACCCCCUCCUCCUCAAACAGCUGCUGCUGUGCGUGGCGGCGGCAGCAGUGCAGCGCACGGAGCAGGGCCACGUGCUGCUCUGCGUGCGCCUGCUGCACCCCCAAGAGGCCCUCCAGCGCCAGCAGCAGCAGCAGAAGAGGGGUGCGCAUGAGAAGCACCAAGUGGUGGCAGCGAUUGAGAAUGCGGGCGUGCAACCGAGGCACGGCGAGGGCAACAGCCUGCUCCUGCCGCCCUCACGCAUGCCCCUCCCACCGCCCACCCACCACCACCCCCUCUCCCCGCCCCCCACCACAGCAUCCGCUUCUGCCUCCGCGGCCCCUUUCCCCUCCGUGUUCUCCGCGCCCUCCUCCCCUUCCUCCCUCUUCUCCAGCCCGGACCUCCUCGGGCUGGGUGGCAUCGCUCGGCGUCUAGCAGCCUAUGCUGCUCCGUGGAGCGAGCAGGGGGGGCAGGAACAGGCUGACAGCGGGGCGGGUGUGUUUGCAUCGCUCUCCGCUGACCCGUGGCUGCAGCAGGGGGGAAUGGCGCACAGCGAUGCCUAUGAGCACCGCCAGCAGCAGCGGCAGGCGCAUCAACAGCAGAAUCGCCAGCAAAGGCAGGAGCAGCAGCGCUUCCAGCAGCAGCAACAGCAGAAUGAGCAGGAACAGGUGCAGAGGGACGGGGGAAAGGACAGUUUGAGUGGGAGGCGGGUGGUGGACGGGCGGUGCAGCUGGGGCGCGUUGAGGCGGCUGCUGGACGACCAGGAGAGCCGAUUCGCUGCUGCCGUCGCACACGCUGUUGCUACUGGUAACGCUGGUGCCGCUACUGCUGCGGCUGCUGGUGGUGGCAGCAGCAGUGGGAUGGGGCAGUUGUGGGUGGAGGUGGUGGUGGAGGACACGGGCACGGGCGUGCCGCAACCCGUGGUGGACGCACUCAACGCCAUGGAUGGCGCUAACGCUGCUGCCUGCGCCUGUGCUGCUCUACCAGAGGCGUUGCUGCCUCUCCAUGCCACCACGCCCCUGCUGCUCGCCCACACACACCUCCUGGCGACCUCUCUGGGCGGGUCCCUCUCGCUCACCACAGCACCCGCCAUCGGCACCACCGUCGCACUCACCAUCCCCAUGGCCCUCCCCCCCCUCGCCCCCACGCCCUCCUCCUCCCCCGCCCUUCUCCCCUCCGCCCCAAUACCUCCCCCUCCCCAUGCGCCUCUUCCCCCUGCCUUCCGCCCUGCCUCUGCGCCCUCCUUCCCCCGUGCGGGGGGGAGCAGCGGCAGCGAGGGGGGGUUGGCGGCGCUGGUGGGGUUGUGGGAGAGCGUGGGGGCGGACGGCGGGCUGUGGGAGGCCAUGGGGCUGGGGGGGGGCGCGGGGCAGGGCGGGGGGGGAAGGGAUUCCGGUGCUACUGCAGCAGGGGAAGGUGCAGAGGAAGGGGGUGCAAGGGGGGGCGCACGUGAGGGGAAUGGGGGGGGAGCUGGUGGUGAGGGCGGGGGCAGGGGGGCGUGGAUGGGGGAGGUGGGGGUGAGGGAGGUGGGGGCGGCGGAGAGGAGGGCGGUGAGGGAGGUGGGGGCGGUGGGGGGGGGUGGGGGGCGAGCAGUGGGAGGUGGUGGCGCCACUGGUGGAGCAGGUGCAGGGCGUGCGGUGGCAGCGUCACUGCUAUCGCGCCUGGGCAUGGACGUGGAUCUCGCAGACAGUGUGGCGGACGCUGUUGCUGCCUUGCAGUGCGCCCCUCCCGCCCUGCACCCCGGUCAGCUGCCUCCCCCGCUCCUCUCACCUGCCCCACUUCUCUCCUGUCCCUUCCCACCAGCACCCUUCUGUCUCUUCCAUGCAUGCCUCCUCCCCUCCGUGUACUCAGCAGCAGCGGCAUGGCAGGAAGGGGUGGGGAGCGGUGGGAGCCGGUGGGACGUGGUGCUGGUGGAUGCAGACUGCGAUGGCACCCCGGGCUCUGGCCUCCUCCUUGGCUCCCAUGUGGCCCGCAUCAACGCCGCCCAUGCCGCCGCCCAUGCCGCCCAUAAUGCCUACUCCCACACUGCCGACCACGUUGCACAUGCUCCCGGCAGCGACUCUGCUGUUGCCCCCGCUGCUCCUGCUACGGUCUUUUCUGCAGGGGACAUGGACAGUGGGCAGGCAGCAGGGGCAGCAGCAGCGGCGGCAGGGGCAGGGCCAGAGACGGUGGGCAGAGGAGGGUUCACGCCAUUGGCAGAGGAUGGCGUGGGUGGGGAGGACGAGGGGAAUAGUGGGGCGAAAGAGGGGUGUGGUGGGGGGCCGGACAUGGGCGCAGGGCAGGCAGAGCAGAGGGCAUGGGGUGAGUGCAGAGAGGGCGAGCGUGGGGAGGGGGUGGUGGAAGGGCGAGUGGGGAGGAAGGAGCUGGGUGAGGGGGAGCUGUCACAGGAGCACGCACAGGCACAACAGCAGCAGCAGCAGCAGCAGCAGCAGCAGCAGCGGGCAGAGGGAGAGGGAGAGGGAGAGCAGCAGCGGUGGGCGGAGAGGGGCGAGUCGCUAGUGUUUCCUGGCAUCUCAUCCAAGCUCGUGCUGGUGGCGCAGGUCAGUGGGGCAGAGAAGCAUGAAGGCCGCGUGCAGGCAACGAGUGAGGACAUGGCGUUGGCAGCAGCAUCGCAUGGAUUUUCCUGCAUUGCUCUCAAGCCCCUCCGCACGCCAGUGCUCGCUACAGCCAUGCUGCAGGCCCUGGGCGUGAGUGCAAGGGAGGUGCAGCAGGCAGCAGCGCAGCAGCAGCAGCUGCACCUCAGACGACUGCUGCGAGGCAAAGUGGUUUUGGUGGUGGACGCCUGCUUCACCACGCGCAAGGCAGCAGCAGUGGCCGUCUCCCAGUUCGCCGAUGCAGCCUGUGCCGUGGCCUCACCAGCAGAGGCCCUCGCACGCCUCUCCCCGCCCCACCACUUCCACCUCGUGCUGCUCUCCCUCUCCUUCCCUCACCUCCCCCCAGCACUCUUUGUCCAGCGCCUGCGCGAGAUGGAAGCUGCUGCAGCUGGUGAGGCAGUAGCGGGAAGUGGGGAAUACAGGGGAGCUUCAAGAGAGGAUGCGGAGAUGACUAGAAGUGCCAGUGGCGGCAGUGCUGCAGUGGGUGGUGGUGGUGCAGAGGAGGCAUGCGGCAGCAGUGCUUGUCAGAUUCCAGUGCCCGUGCUGGGAAUGGUUACAGAUUUCCUCUCCAACGACAUGCCACCACGCGUACGUGCCGCCGCCAUUGACGCGUGCAUAUCGUCUUCCAACGCUUUAAUUCACGCGUCGCCGUCGUACGGACCAGUCGUCUCCCUCUCCGCGUCCUUGAUUCGCUUAGCGUCGUCACGUCUCUCACCAAGCAGCAAGUCCUCUCCCUUCCGUUCCCCGCACGCUUCCGCCGCGUCGUCAUUCUCCUCCUCCUUCUCCGGUAGGAAGCUCGUCGCGCCAUGCAUACCACGGCCGGCGGUAGGCAGCGAUCGACGGCGGUUGGCAGUGGUGUCGGCGGUUGGGAGCGCGGAGAGCGGAGGCGCGGAUGCGUUGGGGAUGGCGAGCGAGGCGUACGGGCAGAUGGCCGAGGCGCUGCUUAAUGGGCUACCCCCCGAGGUGGAGCAGGCGGUGGUGGCGGUGCACCGCGAGAUCGCGCAACUCGCGGCGGACGCGGGCCUCUCCAUUCCGCUCGACGACCCGGCGUCGCUGCGGCAGUGGACGGUGGCGCUGGUGCUGCUCGUGCUGUACGCCGCCGCGCCCCCCGCGCCGCUCAUGGGGCUGCUCGACUUCCUCGUCGCGCCCCUGCACGCGCGCACCGACAAGGAGCUGGACCCGGCGCGGGUGAAGGUGGGGCGGCAGAUAGGCGAGGGCAGCUUCGGCGUGGUGUACGAGGGUUUCAUCUCCAACGGCAAGGCGGGCAAGGAGGGGCGGUGGGAGCGGCGGGUGGUGCUGAAGCGAGUGAAGACGCGGGUGAAACAUUCCGAUGAGAUGAGGGACGUCGAACUCUACAUGAACCACCGCCUGCAGCGCACGGCGCCGGGCGUGUGUGCGCGGUUCAUAGGCACCAUGCAGGUGGCGCCGGAGCAGGCCAGCGGCAAGCUCGAGGAGGGCGUGUGGCUGGUGUGGGAGUACCAGGGCGAUCGCACGCUGGACCAGUUCCUGCGCCACCGCUCCUACCCGCUCAACCUCGCCAAACACGUGCUCGGGGUGGACGACGCCUUGUUGCGGGGCAGCAAGGGCAGCAGCUCGGAGGAGAGGGAGCAGCAGGUGUGGAUGGAGUGGGAGGUGGCGCAGGAGGUGAUGAGGCAGAUUCUCUCCGACCUCAAGCACCUGCACUCCUGUGGAGUGGUGCACAGGGACGUGAAGCCGUCGAAUCUGAUACUGGACGAGCUCGCGGGCAGUCUGUGCCUCAUCGACCUGGGCGCCUGUGUCGACCUGCGCUCCGGCCACAACUACGUACCCAACGAGACGGUGAUGGAUCCCAAGUACUGUGCACCGGAGCGCUUCGUCAUGCCGCCCGGCACUACGCCGCCCCUGCCGCCCGACCCGCUGGCGUCGCUGCUGUCGCCCUUCCUGUGGGCGCUCAACACACCCGACCGCUUUGACGUCUACUCCGCGGGCAUAGUGCUGAUGCAGCUGUGCAUGAAGCGACUGCGCAAUGCGUCUGCUCUGAAGGAGUUCAACGAGGAGUUGAGGCGGUGCGACCACGACCUGGCCAAGUGGAGGGCCACUUUCAACCCCAGCGAUGACGACAUGGCCGUGCUCGAUGCCAAUGGCGGAGCGGCAUGGCAGUUGGCGCAGCAGCUGCUGAGGAAGCGACCCAACCACGAGGAAGCCGUGUGGCCCAGCGCCAUGGGCGGGCGGCCCUCCGCAGCCCAGGCGCUGCGCCACGCGUUCUUCUCCAUGCGCGCGCCAGAGCCCUUCCGCGCGUCACGCCUGGCGGCGGCCACACAGGCAGCGCUGUCAGGCACGGCGUACGCCACGCUGGGACGCGGAGGGGGCGCCAUGGCGCAGGCCAAGGCGCGCGCUGCCCAGGAGAAGGCGCGGGUGGCGGGGCGGGUGGAGGGGCGCAAGGGCAGGGCGGGGGAGGAGAAGGGGGAGAAGGGCAAGGCGCGGAAAGAGGCUGGGGAGAAGGGGGGGAGUGCUGGGAAAAGGGGAGGGGAGGGGAUGGGCGUUGAAGGGCUAGUGAUGGCGUGGGGGGGCAGAGGGAGGGGGGAGAGAGAGGAUUUAGGGAGUGAGGGGAAGAGGGUUGGUGGGAAGAAGCAAGCGGGGAAGGAGGCGGAGGGGUCAGGGGAGGGGAGGGUGGAGGAGGGGGUGGUGUUUGCGCUGCAGCAGAUGUGGGCGGCUAGCAAUGGGGGAGGGGGGAGUGGCAGUGAGAGCAGGGGGAAGGGGCGCGAGGAGGGUGUGGGGUCGGAUGGGAGUGGGAAGGGGGAGAGGCGGGCGCGGAAGGCAGGGAAGGGGGAGGAGGGGGUGAAGGGGGCAAGGCAAGGGGCGGCAGCAGGCAAGGGAGAGGCGCAGGGGCAGGCGGGCGCACUGGGGGCAUUGGGCGCGCUGGGCGCAGGGGGGGGAGGGCAGGGGGCGGAGGUGGUGCUGGAGGCGCUGAGGCGGGUGCUGGGGGAGGGGGUGGGGGCGGAGGGGGGGAAGGGGGAGCAGGGCGCAGUGGAGGGGCCGGCAGUGCGGUGGGGGGAGGGGGGCGUGCAGGGCAUGGUGAGCGAGGGGCGGCGGGUAGUGAGGGAGGCGUUUACUGGCGCUGUGGUGGCGCAUGCUGAGGCGUACAGUGGGGGGGCGGAGGGCAGGGCGGGGGGGAAGGACUCUGGUUCGGGCAAGGACAAAGGGUCUGGUAAAGAGGGUGGGUCAGGCAGGGAGAAUGGAUCGGGCAAGGAUGGGAGUGCGGGGAGCAGGGAGAAGGUAGCAUCGGGUAAGAGCAAAGGGGGGUCAGGGAAGGGGGAUGGAGGCGAGGGGGGUGGGAGCAAGGGCAGUGGGAGGGGGGAGGCGAAGGAGGCAGGUGGGAAGGCGAGGAGGAAGAAGGAGGAGGGCAAGGGGGCGCGCAAGAGAGAGCUGGUGACCGCAGCAAUGGGCAGCAGCGGCGGCAGCAGUGGCAGUGGUGGCAGUGGUGGCAGUGCAGUGGAGCUACCAUUCGACCUGCAGCGCUCCAAGGUGGCGGCGGCCUAUGUGCUGGGGUCCGCUGCUGCCUCCCUCGCCCGCCUCUUUGUGCCCCUCCAACCCUCCCCCGCCACCACCGCUGCCAGCGCCCGCCCUGCACCACCGCCUGCUGCUGUAACCCCAGCAUCAGCCCCAGCAUCAGUGCCAGCAGCAGUGCCAGCAGCGCUAGCAGCAGCGGCAGCGUCUAGUAAGAGAGCAGCAGCAGCAGCAUCAGUUGCUGCUUCGAAUAAGAGAGCAGCAGCUGCGGCAGCAGAUGCAGCAGUGCCGGCAGCUGCUGCAGCAGUGGCAGAAAGGGGUGCGGCGCAGCAGCAGCGGGGGCAGGUGGGGGGGCAGGCAGGCGAGCAGAAGAGUGCAGGCGAAGCACGGCAGGUGAAGGGGAUGGGGGAAGGCGAAACGGGUGGGGGGGGAGGCGCACUGGCGCAGGCACUGCUGCAGUGGGUGAGGGGAAGGGCAGGCGGAGGAAGUGAUGCAGGCGGGGGGAGCAAGGGAGCAGCAGCACAGGGCGAUGGGGGGCGGGGAAGUGUCAAGCCCAGGGGUGGUCGAGGAGAGGAGGGCAGUCUGAGGAGAGCAGGGAAGCGAGGGAAUGGGGGGGAGAGUGGGGGUGGUGGGAUCUCGGGAGUGCGAGUGAGGUGGGGGCUGCUGGGGCUGGCAGCCAAGGGCGUGGAGAGAGGCAUGGAGCGCGCCAGAGGGGCAGGCAGGGCGGGCGUGGGAGGCGUGGGGGUGAAUGGCAGGAUGGGCGGGGUGAGACUCAAGCCCAGUGCCACUGCUGACGUGGCAGACCCUGUGACGGACAACGGCAUCAUCACUGACAUCACUCUGGAUCCCCAGGCCAUUGCCGACGUCAGCCUGCUGCUGGCGCUGUGCAGUCAGGGUGACGAGGAGGAGAGCGAGAGUGGGGGAGAGAGUGGAAGCGAGGAGGGGAGUGAGAGGAGAUCUGCCGGAGUAGGGAGGCAGAUGCUUUACAACAGCAGCAGCAGCAGCAGCAGUGAGGCUGGAGUAGAGCCAGCUGCCUCUGCCCCAUCAGACGCCUCUUCGAUGCAAGUGGGCCUCACGUCUGCACGCGCCCUGCCUUCCUCCUCGUCCACUCUCGACCCCGACGCGCACCCACUGGUGGCAGCGCUGCUGGCAGAUGGCGGUGUGGGCGGUGGCGAGGGGGCGGUGGGUGUGCAGCAGGCGGAGGUGCGGGUGGGGGAAGAUGGGAGUGUGCGAGUGAGUGUGUGCGUGGGAGGCGUGGAGAGCACUGUGCUGCUGCAAGCCGACAGCACUGGGGCGCUCGUCAUGGCCGUGGGGGAAGGAGCCACCGCGGGCCAGGCACCCUCAGCAGCUGCAGCUGCAGUGGCGGCAGAGGGCGCAGAGGCGAGUGCAGUGGCAGCAGGUGGCGUGGGAGGGUCCUCACUGUCUCCUACCGCGCCACAGCCCCUUGCCAUCCCAGCCUCCACUAACACUGCCCCUGGACAAGUUGUGCUGCCGCUGUGGGGGUGGCUGGGAGGGCGUGAGCCAGCCAGGGAGGCAUUGGCAGAGGCAGCGGCUCAGCUGGCUGCAAUCAGAAGCAAGCUGCCCUCCGCCUCCACACCUGCAACCCCCACCUCCCCCCCUGCACCCCCCUCCACCUCUAUGCCCGCUGCUUCCCCACCUGCACCCUCUGCUUCAGCACCUGCUCUGUUACCCACAGAGAAUGCAGCCUUGGUUGUUGGUGGUAGUGGGGAGGAGGAGGCGAGUGGGGAGGAAGAGAGGCAGAAGCAUCUGUUGUCUGCUGUUGAUGUGCCGGCUGUGGCUGAGCCAUCAGUCUCAGACGAGAAGGCAAGACAGAUAGGAGUGGAGUGGAGAGAAACAGCGGAGGGAACACUGGUGGUGAGACUGGGUGCAGGAGAGGGAGCGGGCUUGGAGAGCACAACCGUGCUCACAGUGGAUGCCACGGUGGGGGAGAAUCUGGGCCACCAAGGGGGCAGCAACAGUAACAGCAGCAGCAGCAGCAGCAGCGAUGGUGGUGUGCUGCAAGGGCUGCAGGAGCAGUUGUCAGUGGGCCUGUCUCCCUUUGCCAGCGCCAUUCGCGCCCUCACAGGGGUGUCACUGUGGGGCGGGGGCCAGAGGGUGCAGGGCGGCAUGACAGAGGCGCAGGUGAGGGAGCAGCUGGAGGAGCUGCGGCGGAAGAGGGAGGCGCGGCGGGCGGGGGCAGAGGGGCUCAACGCUGCUCUGGCGGGGCUCAACAGCCAGAUGUUGGACCUGCAGGCCACACUGCAGGAGAACAAGCAAGCCGUCACCGAGCAGAAGAAGAUUCUCACUCGGUAUUGUUUCCCUGGUCGCAGCAUAUCGUGCAUCCACGAGAACAAGGAGAACUUGGAGCUCGGCAGUUUCGAGGAACGACUGGUGAACGCCUUUUGCAGCGGAACCCUCGACGCCGAGGUGCCGCGAGCCAUCGACGACAUCAUCGCCCUCGCGCAGCGCCUCAGCCUCUCGCACGGCGACACCCACGCUCGCGAAACGAGCCACGCGAGCGACGCUGAUUCGCCAGUCUCUGUCGUUCGGCGAUCACCCCUGAACGACAUCUCGUCGCUCCACAGUGACGACGACGAUCAGGUUCAGCCAGCUCGCAAGACGAGCUCUGAGAAAGGCCAACAUAAAAAGAAGCAAGAGUCGAGAGCGUCGUCCUCGUCUGUGGCUACCCCUCUCGGCACGCAGAGGCGGCGAGGCAGCUCAGCCCCGUCGCGCGCUGCUGAGCGAGCCCCCCACGCGGCCGAGCGACGCACAAGAAGCUGCGCUGCUCCGGCCUCUGCAUUCCGCUGA